Homalodisca vitripennis (glassy-winged sharpshooter) is the source of this 534-nucleotide messenger RNA. RefSeq names its product protein catecholamines up-like. The coding region runs from base 157 to 450 and encodes 97 amino acids. The transcript is spliced from 5 exons. Lineage: Eukaryota; Metazoa; Arthropoda; Insecta; Hemiptera; Cicadellidae. The record is from RefSeq and is a predicted model, not a curated record.
CCCAAUUUUGUAUAGUAAUCAGGCGAAUCCAAUAUACGAUAAUAAUACAGACAAUAGGACCAUUGUUUUGGUGGUUCAUAAACCUUCUCGUCAUUCUUUUUCUCUGUCAAACACCACGUCUCUCUGACUUAGAAAUUAAACCAUCUUAGAGCAAGUAUGUGGGCUGUUCUGAUUCUUGCUGUUUUCGUAUCCAUGGCCUGCCUGCCUGAGGGUGAAGCUCACCCGUUAAAUUCAAUAGGGCGAUAUUAUACCUUACAUGAAGAUCAUGGACACCACGCCCAUAGACCAGAACAUGAUGAGGACGACUUCUUCAAUCAUGACAGACCUUUACAUUCGGAACAUGGCCACGACUCCCACAGCUUUGACCAUGACGAUGGCGCAUCGUACAGUGGUUUCCUACCUCCUUUACAACAUAAUUUUGGCAUCGUAUCUGGGUACGGCAGACGUUAGACAGUCCGCCGCUACUACAUAGAUGAAGUAUAUGUCCGUUUAAUUGUUGGGUUGUAUUAUUUAAUUAUAUUUAAAUAAGUCGUU